Labrus mixtus (cuckoo wrasse) is the source of this 8782-nucleotide messenger RNA. Its product is annotated as adenylate cyclase type 9-like. Lineage: Eukaryota; Metazoa; Chordata; Actinopteri; Labriformes; Labridae. The transcript has 10 exons. The record is from RefSeq and is a predicted model, not a curated record. Gene Ontology annotation, molecular function: adenylate cyclase activity. The coding region runs from base 1207 to 5556 and encodes 1449 amino acids. Gene Ontology annotation, biological process: cyclic nucleotide biosynthetic process; intracellular signal transduction; adenylate cyclase-activating G protein-coupled receptor signaling pathway.
GGUGGAGACCUUUCAAUUAGCCUGACUCUCUCCGGGCUUUCGGUGUCUGCCAUUUAGAGGAGGGCUGAUCUGCUGUGGGCAAACUUUACUUCAGAGAAAUGAAGGACUGCUGAAGGCUGCAUUUCCUUUUUCCCCGUCAUGAUAUAGCCUCACUAAACUAAGACUUUUUGGUACAAAGGAUUUGAGGAGACACGAGUCAUUGACAGCAAGGCUCCAGCACUUAAACAAAAUAGUUUUUGUUGGUGUUUUUUUUUUACUGCACACCACUCAAGCAUGUUUCCUGCAGACCUCUUGCACACUCCCCUCGGGGUCUGGAGACACAGCGAUGGUGGAGACUCCGGAGUAUAGAAAGUGAAGGAACAGACAGGGCUCUGUCCAGGGAAGACGACGCAAUUAGACCCUGCAGCAAGGGAAAUACAUUUCUGAUGGCAGUUUUUUUUUUUUUUUUGGAGUUUAUGUUGCCACUAUCUGGAAAUACUGUGCGCCUAACAAUUAAAGCAGGCAAUUUUGGUUCAAGAAAAUGAACAGCACAGCAGAUCUCAAGCCCAUGGGAAGUCUGCGAGCGUUGUUUUUUUUGGAUUAAGUCCUGCUCAGACUUGUAAACAAAACGGAGUGAAGUUCAGGAAAAAAGUAUUUAUUUCCAGUGGAACCUUUUGCGUAAAUUCGGAUGAAUAUUUGAAAUGGACAAAAACUGCCGAUUGAGUUGGAUUCUCCACACUCAUACUUCUCAAGAAAACCCGUAAAGGCUACUUCGUCUCUCCUUUCUUAUUUCUAUUUCAGAUUUUUCCUUCAAGCUCUGUCUAUUCUAAUUCUUUGGGUUUUCCCAAAUUUUCUUCAAAUGAGUGAAGCAGUGGACUUGGAUUGGAGCAGAGCAGGCAUCAAGUGAUCCUCGCAGUCUCAAGUGCGUCAAAACAGAGGGGAAUGUAGAGGAAUGCAGGGACUGACGUCAAGAGGGCCAAUAAUGAACUGUUCACAAUCUUUGAAAAGGUCUACUAGACUUCUAAGAGCCACUAGUCACCUCACUCAGUGGAAUUUUCUCUGAAAAGGUGUUUUUGUUUCUGCUCUCCUUUUCCACUUCAAGAGUAAACAAUCCUACAGUUGUUAUCCUGUGACCUCAUAAGUUGCCUUACUUCUUGAUCUAAUUUGUCCUCAGAAGAACUGUCCCUACUACAUAGCCUUUGAUUUAGGGGACAUUAAAAAACCACCAUGGCAUCCCCCCAACAUCAACAACUGCUGCCUCACAACACAGAAGUCAGCUGUGACUCAAGUGGAGAUGGAGGCGUCUCGGUGAGGAUUGGCAGCAGUGUCAAACACAAGCAUGGAGGCGGGCCGCUGGGUUCAAUCGGAGGAGGCUUCAUGGGGGGGUCCAAGCACUGUAAGUACAGCAUCUCGUCCAGCUGCAGCUCAGGAGAGUCCGGCGUCAGGAAGCCAGCGGUGAAAAGCUUUCGAACACAGAGGAAGAUGCCUCAACUUUUUGAGAGGUCCGCUGGUCAUUUCUGGAACCCGAAGUUUGACUCCUCAAUCCUGGAGGAGGCCUGUAGAGAAAGGUGUUUCCCUCAGACCCAGCGACGCUUCCGCUACGUACUCUUUUACCUGAUUGUUGCUGGCCUUCUCUGGGGAGUUUACUUUGCUGCGAACCCGUCCCGCUGUGACAGAACUGCCUUUCUCAUUCCCACUGCCUCCUUCCUCAUUUUCUGCUUCCUUCUUUUUCUUUUAACUUUUACAAGACUCUACUCUCGCUUCUAUAACCAGGCAUCUCUACUACUCGUCCUUGUAACCUUUGUCUUGACCCUGGCCCCCCAGAUCCAAACUCCCAGCUUCAGGGAACCAGAGACUCCUGCACCUACAAUUGAUUUGGAAGAAUUUAGUGGUAUGGGGCCAACAUACAACCUGUCCUACAACACGCUUGUGGGAGGUGGCACUUGGUCCCCCUGUCUGUCUCCUGUAGGCACCUUCUCCCUCUGCAUUGAGGUUCUUCUAUUGUUGUAUAGUGUUCUCCAUGUUCGCCUUUAUGCUUCUGUCUUACUCGGGUUCCUCUACUCUGUCUUUUUUGAAUGUUUGGGCUGGCUGCACCUGACACAGGCUGAGGAUAACUGGAACUUGACCUAUCAGUCUGACUUAGAUACUUUAAGAUGGCUGGGCCCAGCCAAAGCUCUUCUUCACCUCUGUGCCCAUGCAAUUGGCAUCCACCUGUUCAUCAUGUCCGAGGUGCGGUCACGCAGCACCUUCCUUAAAGUGGGACAAGCCAUUAUGCACGGCAAAGAUCUGGAAGUGGAGAAAGCCUUGAAGGAGCGAAUGAUCCACUCUGUCAUGCCCAGAAUCGUGGCUGAUGAACUGAUGAAGCAGGGCGAUGAGGAGAUCGGGGAUAAUUCUGUUAAACGAUACUCCACCAGUGGUGCAGCUGCAGCCAUCUCCAGCCCUAAAAACAACAAACGCAAGAAAACCUCCAUCCCUCGAGGUCAGAUCAUCUUCAGGCCCUUCAACAUGAAACGGAUGGAACCAGUCAGCAUCCUCUUUGCAGACAUUGUUGGCUUCACAAAAAUGUCUGCCAACAAAUCCGCUCACGCCCUCGUUGGGCUUCUAAACGACUUAUUUGGACGUUUUGAUCGACUUUGUGAGCUCACCGGCUGUGAGAAGAUCAGUACCCUGGGAGACUGUUACUACUGCGUGGCCGGAUGCCCUGAACCCAGGCCAGACCAUGCCUACUGCUGCGUGGAGAUGGGCCUGGGCAUGAUUCAGGCUAUCGAGCAGUUCUGCCAGGAGAAGCGGGAGAUGGUCAACAUGAGGGUGGGUGUCCACACUGGCACUGUGCUGUGCGGCAUCCUCGGCAUGAAACGCUUCAAGUUUGACGUCUGGUCGAAUGACGUCAACCUGGCUAACCUGAUGGAGCAGCUGGGCGUGGCUGGGAAGGUACACUUAUCACAAGCUACUGCCAACUUCCUGGAUGAUCGCUACCAGCAUGAAAGCGGACAAGUCAUUGAAAGAAUAGGACAGAGUGUGGUGGCUGACCAGCUCAAAGGGCUGAAGACCUACCUGAUCUCUGGCAGGAAAGUGGAGCCUCACUCUCACUGUAGCUGCUCCCAGCCGGAGCCGGAGCACGCGGAUUCUCAGUGCCCCUCUACCAGAAUACACACACCUGAUGGACCUCCUUCCGUCUGCACCCUGCCUCCAGACAAUGCGAAGUCUCCCUGUCUCUCCUGCAGUGUGGUCCUGAUACCAGGGGAGGAUCAGGUUCUGGAGGAAGGAGCAGUGCACAAUGGCUGCCAUGACAACCACAAGACUAACAGCAGCAAGGACUCUUCAAAUCUAAAGUUUUCCCCUGCAGUUGCUGCGGGGCGCAGCCCCAAGGCUCUAAACGGCCUGCUUAGCCCUCAGCUGGAGGCCUUGAACAACAGCCAGACGUCUCUGUGUGAGAUGCUGCAGGAGAAGGAGAAGAAGACGUGGAGUGGAGGAGUCAUGGGCAUGGACCAUUCAGCGCUCAUCCCUCUACGCUCCAAAAACUUCAGGGAGAGGAGUGAUGCUCACUUUGUGGACGUUAUCAAAGAGGACAGCCUUAUGAAGGACUAUUUCUGUAAGCCUCCCAUAAACAAGCUGAGCGUCACCUUCCUGGAGAAGAGCCUGGAGUCUGCCUACCGGAUAAGCUACCAGGAGGAGGUUGAAAGCCAUUCAACGGUGCAGACUUUUGCCAGUCCGACAUUCAGCUCUUUCCUGGACAUGCUGCUGAGCUGUUGUGUGUUUCUGGCUCUCUCGCUGGCCUGUUUCCUUCGCCCGCUCGUCACCCAGCAGAGUCCGUCCACAACAGCACUCAUUCUGACAGCUGUAGCCGCGAUGUUAAAAGCACUGGCUCUGCUAUGUGCUGUUCGCAUGGCCUUCUACCUGGACUGUGUGCUGAACUGCACUCGGUUGAUGAUGAGGGCAGUCUCCGGCUGGGCAGUGCGUCACAUUAUAGGAGCCAUCCUGGUUUCACUUCCCACUGUGGCCGUCUACUCCCAAGUCACUUGUGACAUGCAUCUCUCUAUUCAGUUCACCAUGUUCAUCUGCUGUGCUGUCAUCAUAGCAAUCAUUCAGUACUGUAACUUCUGCCAACUCAGCUACUGGAUGCGCUCAGCUCUGGCAACUUUGGUGGGACUAGCUUUGCUUGCCUUGCUCUUUAGCUCCCCCUGCAGGGUUGCUAAAGGUCUGAUUUUCUGGGCGUCAGAAGACCAGAGCAAUAACAGCAGCAGCAACAACAGCUCUAUCAUCAUAUCUGACAGCAUAGCAGACCCGGACUCGGUGCUGAGCCCACAGGACCUUCUGGGUCCUGAAGCUUGUGUGGCCUUUUUCCUGCUCCUGCUGCUGGUCUGGUUCCUGAACCGUGAAUUUGAGGUCAGUUACCGCCUGCAUUAUCACGGCAACGUGGAGGCUGAUCAACAUCGCAUAAAGAUCCAGAACAUGAGGGACCAAGCUGACUGGCUGCUUCGCAAUAUCAUCCCCAUCCAUGUGGCUGAACAGCUGAAGGUCACACAGAGCUACUCCAAGAACCACGACAAUGUGGGUGUAAUAUUUGCCAGCAUUGUUAACUUCAGUGAGUUUUACGAGGAGAGCUACGAGGGAGGCAAGGAGUGCUAUCGUGUGCUCAACGAGCUAAUUGGAGACUUUGACGAGCAGCUACGGAAACCUGUCUACUCAAAUAUCGAGAAGAUCAAAACUAUCGGUGCCACGUACAUGGCAGCAGCGGGACUGAAUGCGCAGCAGUGUGCAGAUGCGGCACAUCCUCACGCUCACCUGCGCGCCCUUUUCGAGUUUGCCCUGGAAAUGAUGCGUGUGGUGGACGACUUCAACAAGAACAUGCUGGGCUUUGGCUUCAAGAUACGCAUUGGGUUCAAUCACGGGCCCCUAACAGCAGGAGUGAUCGGCACCACCAAGCUUCUUUACGACAUCUGGGGUGACACGGUCAACAUCGCUAGUCGCAUGGACACCACAGGUGUGGAGUGUCGGGUCCAGGUCAGCGAGGAGAGUUACUGUGUGCUGAGUGGCAUGGAUUAUGAGUUCGACUAUCGUGGCACGGUAAAUGUCAAAGGAAAAGGUCAGAUGAAAACGUUCCUGUACCCCAAGAGCAGUGACAGUGGGCCUGUGCCUCAGUACCAACUCUCGGUCUCGCCAGAAAUCCGGGCUCAGGUGGAUGGCAGCAUCGGGCGCUCGCCAACUGAUGAAAUUGCCAGCAUGGUGCCUGCAACCAGCACAAAUGCAAGUAGCACCAAUACUCUGGUACCAAGUUCCAGUGCUGGUUCCUCUCCUGCCACAGGACUUAGCCAGGAGAAGGAGACGGACAGCAGUGAAAGACGUCUCUCCACUGAUACCUCCAAUGCCAGGCGACCUGUGUCUCGCAGUGGCAUGCCAUCUAUGCCUGUCGGUAACCGAGAAGGACCUCCAUCUUCUGCAAAUAACAAACUCACCGUCUCAUCCUCUGACCGACAAAACAGACUUCAAGAUUCAACAACAAUAUCCCUGAAAGAUGCCAAGAAGGACAAAUGCGACGAUUAUGACAUUUAUGUUGGAGAGUUCACUAAGCUUUAGGAAUUUGUUGGAAUGUCCGCUUUUUUUUUCGUACAUCCUUUACCCUUUAAGCACUUGUUCCAGCCAGAUGGCAUUCAUAAAACCAGUGUCCAUUUGGUUCUACCACGGGUAGAAUCAGCGAGAAAGUCCCACAGGCUUCUUUUCUGUAUCAGCCAGGCAGCAGGUUGUUUUAUUGUAAAUCUAAGUGGCUGAUGUUAUCAGUGUAGGGGGCUGGCUGGACCACAAAGUGAGCGUUAAACAGGAACACACACAGGAAAGAGAAGAUGUGAUGGCUGACUUUGAAACUUCUUUUGCCUGUUACAGAUUGCAGAUCGCGUCAUCUCCAAUUAACUUACUUGAUUAUAAGUACACCUUUAAUCUUUAAUCAUUUCUUACACAUGUCUUUUAAGUGCCUUUAGAAUAGAAUAAUGUGUACACUAAGCCUUUUGGAGUCAGAGAUGAAGAACAUAAAGGGAAAAGUGUAAAUAAGCAAUCUUUUUUGGAAUAACUGCUUCGCUUUUGUUACGAUUUUACUUAGUAAACUAUGUUUUGCUACGAUACUUUGCCUUUUUAUCAAAGAAGUUCUCAGCAAGAUGACCUUAAAGUUGGAAAGUGCCACAACAUUUGGAGAGCGUGGAGAGCGAGGGGAAAUACAGUACGAUACAAUUCUAAGAAAAGUAUUAGUAAUCUCUGCACUUGAAAUGCAUCAGAGUCUGUUUCCACCAGAAAACUCUUCAUGAAGUGCACAGAAGUCACUAAUCAAAACAGUCUAAGGGUAGACGAGGCCAGCCUGCAUGUUGUGUGUGUGUGUAUGUUCAUGAGUACAGUGUGUGAGUGUGUGUGUGUGUGUGUGUGUGUGUCUGUGUAGAUCAUGCAGGGUUUAAUGAGGAGAGGUGCUUAUGAGCUUGUUGAAUGACUGGGUGCAACUGCAGGAUGACAAACAGUUUAGGAACGCAGUUGAGAAAAAAAGCUCUUUUUGCUGAUGUGGCAGCUUUGUCUCUGGCCUCAGUUUAGAUCUUUGUAUUGCCUCAGUACUGAGGCAUGAUGGUCUCAGCUACUCUUAAUCAGCAUGCUUACAACAGCAGCACCCAUAGAUGAGGCUGACUGUCGGUAGUGUCCCACAUGACGCAGACUCUCAUGGGGACUCAUACUGUGAUAAGUGUUGACGAGUAUUUCAGUGACUCCUAACAGGCACUGCUGUACCUGUAGAGUGUCUUUAGCUGUGAUUUUAGAUUGAGUAGAGAAACCUACAGCCUAGGUUUGCUAUGGAUUAACACAGUGUGAUAGUUGAUCGUACUUUUUAGACAUGGAUAAUCAAAGUCGAAUGUCACCAAUACCAAUCUUAACUAAAUGUGUUUUAUUAUAUUUAUUGUCACACAAAACUUGAACUGUUCAUGUGAAGUGCCCUAUCAUAUAGACUAUGAUUUGAAAGACAGCUGAAUGCACUAACUGCUUCUUAUUUUCAUUGUAAUGUAAUUUCACUGUACAUGCAAAUACAGUGCAUCAAAUGAAUUUCAUAUUUAUUACUUUAGGUGUUUUUUUCUGCUGUGGGUCAUUCCUUUAGCAAGCUGAAUAAACGGUACUUCUCUUUUGCCAUUACAUUUUCUAUCUGUCGCUGUUUCUCGGCAAACAGGAUUGUGUGCUCAGAGGCAAAAACAAGUUGUACAACCAAAUCUAUGCUGUGUCUUAUUUUUUUACAUUUUAAAGGUCCUUAUCAAUUCAUAUCUUUUAAAUAGACCAUUUAAAAAUCUGAUAUUUCAAGUAUUUAAUCAGAACAUAUUUUCCACCUUUUAUCUUCAAGUAAUUUCACACCUUACAUUAACAUCUUAAUAGUUGAAUAUUAGGCUUGGCUUAUAUUAUUAAGCUUUUUCUGUGCAUAUAAAUGUAAUGCUUGUGCCUUUUAAAUAUACUCCUGGUUUCCCUUCUUAAUUUUCAGUCUGCUCUAAGUUGCUUUUCAUUUCUUUAGAAAAGUCUUUACUUCUUUAAAGCUUGUGCAUAGGCAGGAGAAUGUUUAUUUUUGUGCUAAAAUCAAACAAAAUUGUCUAAAGGUCAUGACAUUCGAGCAGUGCCUUUUCUUCUAUCAACAUUUCACGGUAAUUGGCCUUAUGCAGCUUUUGAAUUGCUUUUGUUUGGCCUCUAGUUGUGUACUUGUGUACUGUAUAUGUUGCAAAGAGGAAGUAAGUUGCUUUAAAUGCAAUAAAAAAAAGAGCUUAUUGUUAUUGGUUUAAAAGGGCAAAUCAGUUUCUUUAUGCUUUUGAGCACACAACCCUUGUACCGGUACAAUAUUUCUGUUUUGUAAAAUUCAAUAAAAGGACAUUUAGAACAGUGAUUUUUGUAAAAACCAAGGUAACAUACUUAGUUGAGGUCAUGAUACUUGAGUGUGAGGUAAGCGUAUAAGCUAUAUUUCUUUUUUCACCCUUUGUAUUUCUUGAAUAGUAUUGUAUUUGAGACGCACAGACACAAGUUUGAAAGGGUGUCAACGCAGAAUUUUGAUCACUACUUGCUUUCUUUCCUCUUCAGUUUAACUUUAAAUAUGAGAUGAUGGUUUGCUUUGAUUCAUUCAGAUGUAAGUGACAUUCUGAACCAGCAGAAUGGGAAAACUGAGAAAACUGAUGCCAAAGAGUGUCAUCGUCAUCUCUCUCUGUGUAAUAUCGCAUUCUUGAUUUGCAGAUUGUGUUGUGCAAGAAAGGUCAUUACUAGAUUCACCAUUAAAACACAUUUGCACAAGGCACUCACCGUUUUUACUGUACAGUUUGCCUUUUUAUUGUAGAGUAUCAGAGCAUUUUCUAUUAUUUAUAUAAGCGCAUGUACUAUAGUAUUUAGUAGUCUUACAAACUGGGUCAUUUCAACAAAGUUGGAAAAAUACUUGUGCUCUCUGUUUGCCUGCAUGUGUGUAAAAAAUGUACGAGUGUUUGUAAAAAAAAAACCAGUGAGGUUGUGUUUUUUUUUUUUUUUUUUUUUAAAGGGAUGCUCUAAUUCUUGCAGGAUUGUGACCAGGACAUUUUGAUUAGUUUAAUCAUCUCAAUAAUUAGGACAUGUUAGGAUAGUUAGACUUCAGUCAAAAGACACUUCUUCAUUUCUAAGACAUUAAACUGGCCAAAUGAAUGGUGUGUCGGCAGUAUUUAAGUAGUGUCCUACUGUUUAAAAUGAAUUGUUGCCUCUUUCUGUGUGAAAAUGUUUUGUACAUAGCAUGCUGAUAGAUAUGCAAGUGAAGGUUUAAAUUGAAUAAAAUUCAGUUGCGGGGGAA